AUGAAAUCUUUUCUCUUCCUUUCACAGAUUAUCAUUGUCUUACUGCUGUUCCAUAUAAAAGGUUUGAAUGUCCUGUUGUUUAGGGGGCGCUUCUAACUAUCUGAACGUUCUCAUUAGGCGGUUUGCUAUUGUGUUGCCUCUUUUUGCUUUUCAUGCGGCUGAGCACAGAUGUCCAGCCAAAUGCUGUGUUUGUCCGGCAGUUGUGUAAUAAAACAGCAUCUGUUUCCACUUGCUUGUCGAGCGAACGUGAAAUGACUUGCUUCUGAGCAUGAAGCAUUGUUCAGCUGGACUAUUAACUCUACUUAUCACAUGCAUUGCUGACGCUCGUCGUUACAAUUCAGUCCUACAGGGCGCUAACAAGCUGGAAGUGGAGUUAGAUCUUCAGUCAGGCCGAGUGAUACCCUCAGUCCAUGCUGCUAAAUCUCAGGUAAGCUUCAUCGUCCAGCCCACUGCUGCUUCCCAACCGGAUCGUUGCGAUGGUCAAGCAGUCGUGCGUCUGGACUUCAACGGACCGUUCAAGAAGGCCAAAAUCGAACUUAUCUAUGGUGAAGAACCUCGUCUUUGGACUGCAACCAUAUCAAAUGUCCCAACAAGCUAUGGCUUCGGUUCGAACUUCAACUACUCAAGCAAUUGCGCAACGGCUGAAAUAUUCAACCAGCAAUUUCGAGUCUACAGUAACAAGCUACCUGGCUUUAGGUUUGACUCCCAAAAUGGAAAUUCUUUGAUGGUUACAGAGGACGAAGUUGUGGAAAAUGGAGCCAAUAUGACAAUCGACAUCGCGAAUGAAGCAAUAACCUGGGAAACAUUCUAUGUUAAUUCUUCCAGCUACUUCCACAUCAAAAACAAUCGAUACCUUUUUUCACUCUCAGGACAAAAGCCAACGUUCGGUCCACCCUCAGACGGAUAUAUCUAUGCGGGGUUCAACCGAGUUCCCUACGGGAAUUUUCACAACGGAUCAGGUCUUUGUAGGGUUCGCAUCACAUUCAAGCGGGAUUUGGGCAAAGGUAAGAUAAAGAUGACGCCAUUUUUAACAUUUUAUUUCAGGUGGUAAGACGCGCGCAACGAGCUCAAUAUGAAGAUGUUUUGGGUUGUCCGCUGAGUGUGGAUUAUCGGUAAAUUGCUCAUUUCUUUGUUUACUUUACCAAAACGUUUCGCGGAUAGGAGGAAUAUGUUUUGCGUGGGAGGAAUUUAAAUUAGCAAGGACGUGUUAAUUUGUAGCGAUUGAUAAGCGUGCAGCCCUCCACUCAAAGUUUUCAACGUUUGAAUUGAAUCCCGCAGAUGAACUUUGCCAUUUUGCUCAAACCCAGAUGUCUGAGGGUGAUGUGUUAUUAAGAUAGUUCCAGCGUUAUACUGUUUUAUUUAUCGCACUCUGUUGGCUUUUGAUUGCAUACUUGUCCAGCCAGCACUGAAAAUAUUUUGUUGUUCACACAACGUUUGUUUGACGAAUUGCUCUCAGCGCGUGCUAAAAGAAAGAAUCGAUUUUUUUCCUUCUAUUAAUUUUGAUCUAUUACAUUUUUGCACCAUUUAUGACCGGGAAAAAAAUUUCACUAAAUGUUCUGUGACCUUGCCUCACGCAAAGUUUCUCGUCCUCACGCUGUUUUUUGGUCGGCAUUACAAGCUAUUUCUGCCUCCAGACAAAUCCAUGUCGCUUAAAUAUCACUCCAACUUUAGUGACCACUUACAUAUUUAGGAUGCUAAAACUUGAAAUGAUAACACAUUGAGACAGUUCCAUAGUUUUUCCACAAAAGAGGCCGUCCCUCAUCUGAACAACAACUUCCGGCAGAAAACACGUUUUUGGCGAGAAAUUUCCGACAGAAUUUGCCAAAAGAAACCGCCUGCAAAAAUAGCAUAUUAAAACCCCACUUGGUGACAAGGAGAAAGAAAUCAAUACUGUGUUAGAUAUACAAAUUAAAACUGGCCCUUUGAAUUCCACCAAGGACAAGCCUCUCGUGAUCAAGAAUUUACCAACAGUUUCAUUGUAAGGACCCAUUUCGCGUUUUAACCGGUGAAGUUUUGUUCGGGACUCUAAUCUGAAAAUAAAAGUCUUCAUUAUUACAUUUCGUACCCAGGAAAUCCAAUACAGAGACAAAAUUACAUUUUAAAAUGGUUAUUUUCUUUGCCAUUAUGUUCUACUUAGCGGUAUCGAAAACUAAGACGCACUGUAAGUUUACCUUACUAAUCAUUUUCCCAGAUUUCAUGUCAGCUUGACAGAAAGCAGACUACGGCACAUUCCAACUUGGUAAAGUGAUUACUCUUCAUUACACAACAAACACACAACAAUUUUCAAAGUUCAUUCUGACAUCACCAUGUACUGAUAGCUACCCAACUAUAUUAAAUCUUCAUACCGCAGUUAUAUCACGAUGAAAUUUUUAAUCCCAAUUAUUAAGCUGUUUGCGUAGAGGAAAUCGGAAGAGAUUUACAUGACAAAUUUUUUUCUUUUGUUUUUUUUUCUCGUUUAAGUUGCAUUUUGCGUAAUUCUUGGAGUCUUCCUCGGAUAAGGUCAGCGAAGGAAUCUAUCUUGACUUUAUUUACCAUUCCUUUGAUGUCAUUUUUCAAGUGCUUUGUUAUUCCCGUUUCCGUCCAUUUUUCAUCUCAAGAUAUUAAUAGUUCGAUGACAUCCUGCUCUCAGUUUCAUGUGAUUCUUUGAAGGCAUUGAUGUGGUAAAAACUUAAAGGCUCCUCUGGUUUAUAAUCAUGGGUCCAUUCUGAAAGGCCAAUAUGAAGAAGACGGUCUACCGUUUUAAUGAGAAUCUACAAAAAGACACUCACGGGAGAUAUUUACUUAUAACAUGGAUAGCAUCUUUCGAGAUAGUUACGAGCAUACCGAUUCGUCAACCGAAUACACAGAUCACAUAAUUUGGAAAGAAUUCAUAAAGAAAGUUAGUUCAUACAUCGGCAUAAACUCCAUGACAAAAAGAGCAAAAAAAUGAUCUUUAGAGAGAUGUUAGACUACUCUUUGUGGGACUUUUGAAAGUUGUUUUAUGUUAAGUCUUUUCAAACUUAACGAGGAAAUCCAAGGACACUGUCCAUAUACACUUGGGCGUAAAUUUGAAAGGAUACAUACUUGACUUGAAACGCGAGCAAACUGAGCAGAAAGGAGACAAGGUUUGGAAGAAAUUUUAAACUUCGAGUGUUCUUCCCUUUCAAAUCAUAGGUAUCUCAGUGCUUUUUAAAGUCAAUAAGUUUUUAAACCCAAUAAAACCUACAGCUAGAAAUAAAAUGUUACACUUGACCUACGAAGCCGAAAUGAUUGUGGUGAUAAAAAAUAAAUAAAGAAUGGAAAUGAUCCAUUGGACGUGUAAGAUGAUUUUAGAGUGUUCUGAAAAUUAUAAAAAUUAUACAUUUCAAUGGAUCCUGUAGCCACUUGCUUAAGACGUUUGCAAUGUUGUUUUUAUUCUGUUGGAAAAAAAAAGUCGAAUGAUCUAUCAUUGUUUAUGAUACACAUAAACUAGCUCAUCGCAUUGUGUCUCUGUGACUCAGAGGUAGAGCAUGGGGGUACGGAACGCGAGGGUCAGAGGUUUGUUUAUUUCUGAUAGGGACUCGGAGUUCUAUCUUCGUCUCAAGCCCGUGGCAAGACGAAAAAACAUGAUAUGUCUACGUCAAACUUUUGGUAGGUUAGACACCUUAGGGCCUGAAAUACACAGCUUAGUCCGGAAGGUUACCAGAGAAAACAAGUUUUAUUUGAUGUCAAGAUCAAACUCGAGCUCCCGAGACACUUACAGGAUUUUAUGCUCUCAGUUGUUUUGAGACACUAGAUACCUGAAAAGUACAGGGAAAUAGAGAAGAGUGAAAAUGCGCAGAACAUUGCGCGCCUCAUGCGAAUUAUCACGACCUCAUUAAUUAACAUGCGACGCGUGCUUAUUUUAUGAUUCAUUCGCCACCCGCGCGGAAUGUAAUGAAGUCGCUUUAUCAUUUAAUGCUGUAUCAACUUUAUCACUGCUUAAAUGCCUGUUACCUUAUGGCAGAGAUGAGAUACUUAAUCUUGCUUAUGUCUCAACAGCGCUAGCAUUGUUGCGCCGGUAAGACUGAAUAACACUUGACAUACACUGGCGGAUGGUGAAUGAAACUGGAAAACGAUAAAAAUUGAUUUCUCCGUGAAAUCCAGUGUUAAAAGUAAAACUAGAAAUACCGUGAAGGUUGUAUGACUGAAAAAGCGUGGGGGUUAACGCUCAGAAGUUGAAAAAUAAAUGCUUAGAUCAUUUGCUUUUUCCUUGAUGGUUCAUCUGCAUCACCGAUCGGUUUGAAGUAAGACAUUUGUAAUACGAGGUACCUUCAUUCUUCAAAGACUUCAUUCUUCAAAGACAUCAAAGACAUCUCUGGGUAGAUUGAUCAGAAUAGUUUGGCAACCGACCAUAUUCAAAUUAGUAUUCAGUUCACGUGCGAACUGAAUUUUCAAUUUAUUUGAUGCCUUAACAAGUUAAAAGCUAACUGACUUCCCUCUGAACAUCAUCUAAAUGUGGUGAUGGUGGAUAUCUUAAAGCAACAGGCUCGAAAAAUUGGCAGUUCGUGGUAUCGAUGAAUAGUAAAAAACCAACAUUUAGAACAUAAAACAGGAUUCAAAACUCAUUAGUGCCGCUGCGACCGUGACUCCCUUUUCACUCCGAAGAUAAAGAUUUUUGAUUUCAGACAAAGCGUGCCUUAGGCUAGGGAUAAAUUCCAAAACGGCGCAACAAAGGGGAACGAACACACUGGGCGGUACAACGGUCCAACAGUUAUCUGCGUUUUAACUCUUAUCAAAAAAAAUAUCCUCGCCUUACGAAACUGCUCCCUUCUCUAAGAGUACCACAAAGAUUACUAAAGUUGAAGUGGCUCUACUUAAAAUCAAAACUUCUCUGAAGUGGAGCGUUUUGUGUUUCCAAUGGUUUGAGAAAUCGGGAGUUAAAUUACAGGCCUUCGGUUCGAGUUAUCGGACGGUUUAAAAGGACAGUUUGCUUAAUCAGGACUUAACAUCAUGAUCAGACAAACGCCAACGCUCACGCGACGUUUCCUCGUAGUAAGGAAUCUUUUCGUGUCGUCUGGCUCGAGUUUAGUAGAUAACAUCGGUUCGUUGUCGAUUUGAUAGCGAAAGCCUCUUUAUUUUGGCGUUUGGAAAGGCUUCUUUCUGAGCACCCGCCAAUGAGGUCUAAACCCAGCGCCGGUGUCCAGACUAAACGAAUAAGCGCUUGAGGUACUAAGAAAGCUGACUUGUCGUUUUAUCACUCCCAAUGACAUCAGUUAAUUUUCACUCCACUGACAUAAGUGAAUAGCUAUCCAUGUGACAAUCAAAACUACAAUGAAAAAACUUGAGACAUCAGAGUAAAUGGAAUAAAUGUAAAGGAUUAGAGUCAGAUUUCACAAAUGUUGCCCAUUUUUGCAGGUGAUUGGAGCAUGUUAGUUGUAGAAAUUGAGUCAGCCAACUCUCCGCUCAAUUUUCAAUAGUAGUUGCACUUUUCACCUCUAAGUGCGAUACACUCAACAAAAUCCAAGUUAUAAUGGAGGCGUAGCACUUCAAGUAAGCACAAGCUAAGAACAAGGGAUUGAAAUUACAGUAUUUUAGUGUACAGAGCACAAUGUGUUUGUCAGUCUGUCUGACUUUAAUGACCUCUUCACUUCGUCCUAACGACAACCUUAGUGAGACACUUUGCUUUGUUUGAAAAAGAAGAACAUAUGCGUUCGUAUCUUCCCUUCAACAUGGUCUGUUUCCCCAUACGCGCGCACACACGCAUGCAUUUGCUUCAACUUAGUAUUCCGUAAUUUCAAAGUUGGAGUCAUGUGGCUCGCGGCCAUUGGCCAAAAUCCUAAUUGAGUUUUGUUUGUUAAAAAAUUGAAUCGACGAAGACUUUCCUAGUAACAAUUCUGCUUUUUUUCCUGCUGCAGAUUCACCUUGUGCGACCGGCAAUCAUGAUUGCCAUAAAUUUGCUGAAUGCCACCCAAUCAAGCGUUCAUUAUUCAAAUGCAUCUGUAAGCCGGGUUACCUUGGCGACGGGCGGAAAUGUAAAGGUAAAAAUAUUCUUAGUAUUAAGAGAAAAGCAAUGUUAUUCUUCGCAGAAAUAUUAUAAAUGCAUUAAUAUGCGACUGUAGUGAAGUUUAGAAUUUGUAUGCUUCGCAUCUGAGGCUUUCUAGGGUAAUAAAGACGUCCAUGAUAUUCCACGAGUGCACGUUGGAUGUGAGAUGGGCCGAGCAGGCUAUAAUCAUCUUAUAUCCUAUAAGCGAGAGUGGAAUAAUUAUUUUAACAAAAACGCCCCGAAAUAUGGAUAAAUCUUCCCAACUUACUUUGUAAGAACAAACAGAAUGUUACAAUGUGUAAAACACUUCCGGUUUAACUCGUCUUCAUGCGCGCGCAUGGCAUAAUGGUUCCCUAACCUAUAAUGGCUAAUGAAUAAAGGGGGUAAGUUUCUAAAGAAACUGUGGUGCUGCGUCAGUGGGAGAGUAUAGCAGGUAAUUUAGUGGUAACAACUGAGUUAAAAACGUAAAUUGGUCACCAUAAAGAGUUAAAAGGCUGACGUUUCGAGCGUUAGCCCUUUGGCAGAGCGAUUGACGAAGGGCUAAUGAUAAAUAUAUCUAGGUAAGCUUAAUUUCUGAAAGAUCCUUCUUUAAUCCAUGAUUGCCCCUCUUUCCUCCUUAAAAUUCAGUUCAGUCUUUCUAAAAUGUGUAAAGCUCAUCUCCAUAAAUAUGUUUCAACUAUCCCAUUCCGUGGGAAAAAUCACAAAUUCAGCGCCCGAAACACUCCCAAGGACGACCCAACAUCGCCUGUAUUUAAAAUAGAAAUCACGUUUCAGGGACUAAAAACGUUUGUAGGCAGAAGGAGAAAAGCCAAAAACUUUUUAGCGAAAUCAUCGAUCCGGCCAACAUUUUCUUUGAACCCUGAUCUCUAGUUCCCAGUCUUUUUGCGGACAGGAACGUUUAGGUGGGUAAACAUUGCAGGGAAGAGAAAACCUGCAAAAUGGCGAUCGAAAACGUCUUUUUAAUCAUUUCCAACUAAAUUUCAAGUUGAACAAAAGUUUCCUGAGGUAAUUUUGUAAGAUUACUAAAUAAAGGUUACUGGUUUGGAAGAAGGUACAAAGUAUUGCAAUCUAUAUUUCUUUAGGGUCUUGAUAUUUCUUGUUGCCACUAUUCAUCAUAGUUAAAACUGUUCUCUACUUAUAAUAUAAUUCAACUGUCAUCAACGUUAAUUUGUAUAGGAAUUGAAACUGAAGAUGCUUUACCUCUUUUCGUGUUGCCACUAUUCAUCAUAGUUUCUGUCGAAACAUAAUUUUACUGACUCAAAAGAAACAUUUUGUCACAAAAGUUUUAAAUUUAAAUUUUAUAUUUCUUUGUGUUCAGAGUUUGAUCCAUGUUCUGCAAACAAUGGAGAUUGUCAGCACCUUUGCCGGCGGAAUUCGAACGGACACGCUUCAUGCAGCUGUAAUGAGGGCUUUCACUUACACCCGAACAAAAGAGAUUGUCUGGGUAAGCUGCGGAAUAAAUAAUUAUCCAAUGAUUAUUGUCUGAGAUCCUUAUGAGUUGUUCCUUCAUCUACUUUCCUCUUUCAAAUUAUUUUCCCUCUUGCGAAUCCUGAGGUAUAAGGCUGAGUCUGCACUCGAGGGGGCCCACUCGGCCGGAGCUAUUCAUCCCAGUUUCAUCAGCAUGAAGAGAUUACGAGCAUCACUACUCCCCAGACUUCUCUACCCGGAGUCCAACGCACUAACCAUAAGAGCACUACGUCACCCACAUCCAGAGGAAUACCUCGGUAUAAAUCCUUAUACUGAAAGAGAAGAGAGAGUAUUUCUGCUAAAACAGAGUUUUUUUUCUUUCCAUAGCCACAGAGGAAGUCAGAAAGAGAAUAAGAAUCAAGAUGGCGGAGGCCUUGCCCUGCAAAUCGAAGGAUAUCAAAGAUCACAUUGUUAGCAAAUUUCAUACAAAGCUUUUGAGUCUGGAUGCUUGUAAUUUUCCCUGCAAGAUUUACAAGCCGUUUUUGCGUUGCCGUCCAAAGGAUGGGGAUCGUCUUGUGGUGUCCGUAUAUUUUGACAUCGAACUUCAUCAAAAUGUGAUCUCACCUUCGAAAUUUUGUAAUAUCACAUGCGCGCGAUGUCAGAUGGAGGACAGAUUACAAAAACUGAUCGCCGAGCUUCGAGGGCUCACUAAUGGCUACAAAUUAAACGUGACGCUGUAUGACAAGACUUUUACUUUCGCUAGAAAUACUCUGCGAAUUUCAAAAGAGAGGGAAGAGAAGGAGAAAGAAGAAAAAGGGAAGGAAGAGGGUGAUCAGUGCUACAAGACAGCAAGGAAAAAAUUUAAGCGGCAAGGUGUGCAAUAUGAUUAACUAGCUCGAACCAAUGUUUGUAUCUAAGCAACUACGCACCAACCUACCGACCUACCUACCCCUCCCCUAACCCAACAUUAAUCCUAACUUGUUAUCAGUUAGCUGUCGUUGGGUUGGGGGAACUGACAUUGAUCCACUGACUCGUAACAACUUUAAGUCCCUAUGAUUUUAGAGAUGAAAAUACUGAGCCAAAAAUUAUCACCUGCAACGCUAAAACAUUUUCAUAUGUGAUAUGAGCAUCCUUAAGGAAUAAAAGGGGAAUCAUAGUCUCGCUCACGCUCAACCACAAAUAAAAGUAACGACUUGAAUAACAAACAAGGGAAGCGAAGGGCACAAUAUCUGUGCUUGAUUGAGUAAUCCAUAUAAAACAAGACUUCACUGAAACUCAAGUAGAGCCCUUUUCAAUCAAGCGUUGUCAAACCAAAACCAAAGCGAUCAAAACAGCCAAACAUAGGAAGGAAAUAUCCCGAGGAGUCUAUGAGAACUAAAAACGAAAAAAAAAAAUUAAAGCGGGAGAGAACGCGAGCGACCAAGUCGCGAUUAGCUUUAGUUUUGAAUCUGAUUGGUACGUUGAGUAAGUCACGCGAGUUUUUUUUGAGCCAAUCACAAAACAAAGUGGAACAAAAACAGAGUAACCCCGGAUUACUUUCGCCACUCAAUUGAAAAUGGCUCCAACGUUUUACUUUAAAGCUAUACCAGCUGAGUUGAGAUGCAUUUGACUCGGAAAUAAUUUUUUUACCCCUGCUCAUUUUUGCAGCUCGCUGUCAGCCUGGAAAGUACUAUGACAUUUACCUGCGCAAAUGUAUGAACUGCUCAAGAGGAUCCUACCAACCUAACAGAUCAGAGAACUUUUGUUUCCGUUGCCCUGACAACAAGACGACACUGUAUGCAGGAGCUAGCGAUAUCUCACAGUGUAUAGGUAAAUGUGAUGCUUAUAAACUCCAGAGGGUAAAGGAAUUCUGAAGGGAAACACAGUGUCGUUUGAACGAGAUGGAUUUUUAGAGCUUCUUUAUAACAAUGAAUCUGGAGAUCUUUUAAUAUCCAUGAAACCAUCCGCAUGUAGUUUAAUAUACAAAGUAAGAUUUAUUUUAAAAAUGCCAUAAUUAAGUAAAGAGGGAGGGAAGAGUGGAGUGCUCUCCACUUGGUACAGUGAUAUCACCUUUAGAUGGCAUACAUGCAACCACGGACCGGUUAUCACUUAUUGCCAGAGGCGACGACUGAUCUCCCCUUCAGCCCCCUGAAAACCAUGUGGUCCACAGUGAGUCCUACACUCCCCACCCCCAACCGGGCGAUAAAAAUGGCUCUCUUACUGGCAGUUAAUUGGCAAUCAAUUUUCUAUAGUCACCUCUUAAUACUCUGUUGGCGACGGCUGAUCCCUCUCCACCCCCCAUAAAACCAUGUGUUCCCCAAUAAAUCUUCCACUCCCCCCUCCGAAAAAAAACAGGCGAUAGAAAAUGGCUAGCCCCUUACUUACUCUUUCUAUAAAGUGUUUACUUAUCAUUGACUGAAAGUCACACAGAUCUGCUUAAAAUAUUGGCAUUCAUGAUAGAGUUCUUUCCCAAAAUAACUGGAGAUGAGGUUUUGAAAAAUUUGAAAUCAGUCCACGAGAUUAUCUUACUAGGUAAUUUAUCAAUUAACUAACGAACUUAUUGUUAAUUUUUAGAUACAAUUUGUGGUGGAAAUUUAUCAUCGAUGUCAGGAGUAAUCACAUCACCAAACCACCCCGAUCCCUACCCCAAAGGGAUCGAGUGUGUCUGGAACAUACGAUGUCCCGAAGGUCGAGGCUUACUUCUACUUAUACCAAACAUAUCAUUACCGCUGACCACGGAUUGCUCAGAUCAUCUAAUCAUGCGCAAAAAUGCCAGCCCAUUUUCAAAGACUACCUACUACGCAUGCGAGUCUUAUGAUAACCCUGUGGCUUUUAUCUCGAGAAGCAAGGAUCUCUAUGUCAAGUUUACCUCCAAAAGCACCAACGAAAUGGCCGAAGGGUUUAAGAUUUUCUACGUUACAUUUCAAGGUAGAUGGUUUUCUUUAUGAGACAAGCAUUGUUUUCGUUUUUGGUCUUUGGUUUGUUAUGUUUUUUUGUUUUUUUUGUCCAUUUUCGAGCAAUUUUUAAUUUAGUUUCGAAAGUAAUCAGAGUUUGUUUUGAUUUUGCAUUAUUUUGGUCUGUGAUUGGUCCAUCUCGCCAUCUUCUUAACCAAUCAGACACAAUACGAAAACCAGUCGUGAAUUGGCCGCCCUUGUUUUCCUGCGUUUUUCAUCCUUUUCUUAUUUUUCCUAUGAGUGCUCAUUGGCUAAUGAUGAUGUCACCCCUUCGUUAUGAUAAACUUUUGUGAUUACUUUUUGUUGGUCAAUUGGAAACUACUCUAUCAUCAUCUUUUAAUUACGAAUAAUUCUUUCUUGGCCUUGCAAAUUUUUCGAGCGGGAAAAAGUGCCAUUCGCUCUAAAUCGUAAUAACUUCUUGAUAUAAUUUUGUAAAUGUUGUUAGGAAGGGUGCAGACGACAAAUCGUUUCUUUUAUUGCUGAACGAAAUGUCUUUUAGAAGUUGAAGGCACAGUGUAAAUGCAAAAUUGUUCGACGCAAAUAGGAAGUAAGCAUUAAGUGUAAAAUGCACGAAAAAUUAUCGUCUGCAUUUUUGUUAAAAUGUGAAUUUUUUUGCGUCUUCAUUUUGGAUCCUCGGACGUCUCAGGGCUGCUACUGUUGUCUGUACUUUUCCCCUCGGGAGUCCUAGGAACUGAAAGCGUCACUUAUUGAUUACUUCAACCCUUUAAAUUCCAUGAGUGACCAAGACAGAAUUUCUCCUUACAAUAUUAAUAAAAUAUCAAUCAGAUAAGUGAUGAGAAUGAAGAGAACUAUCAAUUUGGGGACAAUAAGUUGAUUCAAUACUAAAUUCUCGGAACUAGCAUUAUAAGAAUUGUAUGGUUGACAGUAAGGAGAAUUACAAAUUUGAUCUGAGAGUUAAAGGGUUAACGGCACUGUAGAACGAAGUACAUUUCGAAAUGAUGAUAUUUCAGGAGCUUGAGAUUGUUUCAAAUGAUUUCAAGGAAUAUUCCUUUCACAUGUCAUUUAUACGCUUUUGGCGGUAACUUAUUCUAACAGUGCGUUUUCAUUUUUCUUUGGUAGAGAAAUACAGAUCUUUGGUGAAGUCUAUUGUUCAAGACGGCAAGUUAUAUGGAAACAGCAGUCUUCGCAAAAUAUUACAGGUAAGUCAUGUCCGCGGAAAGCCGUGGCUGCUAAAAAGCAUUGUUAUAGUUUUCAGCUCAAUUUCUGAUGGUGUCACGUGGGUAAAAGUUCAGUCCGUAAUCAAGCCUAGUGGCCAAUCCACCCGGAGCUUACCCCGACUCUCAUAGCGAUAAAAUGCUACUCCCUGUUCGUACUUGACGAGGUUAGACGAGGUUGCAUCGGAGCUCUCCGUAUACGUAGCAACCUCAAAAACCAAGAUUUCUACACGCAUCAUCUGGUUUCCUCCCUAAAAAAUGCUUGAACUGUUGAAAUAACAAUGUGGUCUUUGUCGGAUGUUCAUUUUUUUUUUUUUUUUUUUUUUUUCCUCAGGACGAGAGUCUCAUCACGCAAAUUCUUGACAUCAUGGUUCAUCCUCACAAGUUUUUUUAUUUGCCCAAAAACGCAAAGAACAAACUCCCAGAGUUUUAUUCCUUCGUCGAAAAGAAAGUAGAGGCUAAGUUGAAUCUUAAACCUUACAAGUAAAGAAAAUAUCUUUUUUCAGAAGAAUUGUCCAACACGACAUAAGCAAAAGGGACCUUUAUCAGUCAGGAAGGCAGCGCUGAGUAAGACUUUUAGUUAGGAUUUCGCGGUUAAGAUAUGUACAAAGUUUUCAAACGCACGUGCUAAGCUAUUGUUGCCCCUUUUAGAUCUAGUGUUUUGCCACGCCCUCGUUGUCUUCGUUGUCGGGAUUUGGACAGAAUGUAAAUGCUGUUUUUAACAGGGUAUGACGCAUUAAUAAGAGUAAUAUUAACGUAACGAUACUAAACGACAAAGUAUGCUUCGAAACUAUCGAGAGUAUUUUAAGUUUUGUGGUACCCUUUAAAUGUCUCUCUAAGUGGUAGACAAAUACUUAGCCUUUGUCAUUUAUGUUACUAUCCAGAUUUGUCGUCGUCAUUGGUAUUGUUUGCGUUAGUAAAUAACAACCAUGCGCAAAUUAAAACUUUAAUCGUAGGAUAUUAUCGAUAAGAGGUUAUAAGAAUCUCAAGACUUAUUUUAUUGGUUUGUAAGUAAAAUGCGACCCGGUGACAUACAAAUAUAUAUACUUAAUAAUUGAUAAAAAAAAACAACAACAAUGGUGAUUUGUAAUCAUGACCACGCCCAUGAAGAUUAUAUCGACAUAAAAAUAAGCGAUGUUAUUUCAUAGUCACGGGCGUAAGAGAAAGCACUAAAUAAAUCGGUUAUGGGCCAAUCUCGAAAGUUUUCGUUAAUCUGCAGAGCGCACGCAGUAACUGAAAUGAUGAACCCUUGAUCAGGGACCGCGCAGCAAGUUUUUGAGUGGGGGGGGGAGUAUUUUUGCAAAAAUGGGGGGGGACACUAAAGCCUCCCUAGCCCUCCCUCUGCGCGGUCCCUGUUGAUAAGCAUCU
This is a messenger RNA of Pocillopora meandrina, 12866 nucleotides long. NCBI's taxonomy places the organism in Eukaryota, Metazoa, Cnidaria, Anthozoa, Scleractinia, Pocilloporidae. The record is from the annotation of a GenBank genome assembly.